GUCUCCAAGCCCAAAUACCUGACGCUGAGGAGAGCCGAUUGGAAGGAAGCUCUCUCUCCAUCCAGUGUCCUUACACAGAACGGACUUACUACAGCGAUCCCAAAGCCUGGUGCCGCUUGAGACAUGGAAAAUGUGAGCCCUUAGUAGAGACAACCUACUCACCAUCACACCCAAACACAAACUCGGCCAAGAAUGGGAAAGUUACAAUAGUGGACGAUGCCAUUCAUAAGACCGUGUCCAUCACCAUGACCAACCUGCAGGCAGAGGACUUGGGCACUUACUUCUGUGCUUACUAUUCCAACGGUUAUGGGUAUUUCACACUGAAGAUGAUCUCACUGAAUGUUUUCAAGA
Molecule: messenger RNA, 351 nt
Organism: Mesitornis unicolor (brown roatelo)
Lineage: Eukaryota; Metazoa; Chordata; Aves; Mesitornithiformes; Mesitornithidae
Product: triggering receptor expressed on myeloid cells 1-like
Exons: 1
Cellular component (GO): cell surface
Molecular function (GO): signaling receptor activity
Source: RefSeq, a predicted model, not a curated record